Molecule: messenger RNA, 2388 nt
Organism: Camellia sinensis
Lineage: Eukaryota; Viridiplantae; Streptophyta; Magnoliopsida; Ericales; Theaceae
Source: RefSeq, a predicted model, not a curated record
UUCCCCACACUACACCGCACCCACAAAGCAAGCUCAGGCUUGAGGCAUGAAUGAAUCAAAUCAAACCAAGACAAACAUAUAUUGAUAAGGGGUAGAGUGGUGGAACCACCCCUUUACUAGUUUGUCCAUCAUAAAAGCCCCUUUUUUUCUAACCUUUGUUUACUUAACCAGUCAAGAAUCAUAGCCCAACCCAAAAUCUACCAAUCAAAAGCAGCCCUUUCGCUUCAUAUUCAGCUUUUACAUAUCCAUACGUGUACACACUUUUACCUUCCCUUUCUUGCACCUUGAGAAUAUUGUUCUUUACUUCUUCUCUGAAUUUCUUAUUAGUGGGUUUUGUCUUUGUCUACACUCUUAAGGGAUUGCCUCAACAAUUUAAUAUUGUAAUAAAAGAAUAAAAUCAUCAAGAUCUUCAAUUCUUUAUGGUUGUUUACAAUGUUCUAUUUGGAAUUAAUUCAAUAAUAAGGAAGGAAUUACUCAGAAGGGUUCUUGGGAGGAUUUGAAUAAUCUGUCUUUCUAUAUUGGGUUUCUUGCUUUCCUUUGCAGAUGGAUAGUUUACUUUUGCUGAUCUGAUGCAAUUGUAGCCUGCAUUCUACAUGGAACUUGUUCUCUGCAAAUGGGUAUUUGCAUUUCUACUUAGUUGUUUGCUCAUCUUCACUGUUGUAUGCUCAGUGGAGGGAAUACAUGGAGAUUCAAAAGUAAGAGGAGUGAAUUUGGGUGGAUGGUUGGUAGUGGAAGGCUGGAUUAAGCCUUCUCUUUUUGAUGGCAUUCCCAACGGAGACAUGCUUGAUGGAACAUAUGUCCAACUCAAAUCUGUGACAUUGCAGAAGUAUGUGAGUGCAGAGAAUGGGGGUGGCAUGAAUGUUACAGUUGACAGAGACAUUCCUUCUUCAUGGGAAACCUUUACAUUAUGGAGAGUAUCUGAGUCAGAAUUCCAGUUUCGCACCUCUCAAGGCCAAUUUCUGACAUGUGAUGGCGAUGGGGGAUCUGUCUCUUCGACAGCAGAAUCACCAUCAAGAACCGAAACAUUUUAUGUUGAAAGAAAUAAUAACAGAGUUCACCUCAAGCUUAAUAGUGGGACCUAUCUUCAGGCUUCAAUGGCAAACCAACUCACAGCAGACUAUCCAUCGACGCCAGGAUGGGAUGAUAAUGCAGCCACAUUUGAAUUGAUGAUUGUAGCAAAUAACUUGCAUGGAGAUUUCCAGCUUGCUAAUGGAUACCGCCAUGAUAAGGCAAAAGAAGUUCUGAAGAAGCAUCGAAACAGCUUUAUCACUGUGGAAGACUUCGAUUUUCUGUACAGACAUGGUAUAAAUGCUGUGAGAAUUCCUGUUGGCUGGUGGAUAGCUUUUGAUCCUAAUCCUCCGGCUCCUUUCAUUGGUGGUUGUUUGGAAGCUCUUGAUAAUGCAUUCACAUGGGCACAAGCCUACAGCAUAAAGUGUAUAAUUGACCUUCAUGCGGCUUUGGGCUCCCAAAAUGGGAUGGAACACAGUGCUAGUAGAGAUGGCUCAACAGGCUGGCCUACAUCUCCAGAUUACAUCUCAAAAACGUUGGACGUUAUAGAAUUCCUAGCUUCCAGGUAUGCCAAACAUCCUGCCUUGCUGGGAAUUGAACUUCUAAAUGAACCAUCUGCUGCCAAUGUUCCCCUGGAUAUCUUGCUUUCAUAUUACAAGCAAGGGUAUCAAAUCGUUCGGAAAUACUCAUCAACAGCUUAUGUGAUUGUUUGCCAGAGAAUAGGGAAUGCAGAUCCACUCGAACUUUUUCAAGCUAACAUAGGCUCUUUGAACAUAGUGGUGGAUUUGCAUUACUACAAUCUCUUCGACCCUUUCUUCGUCAAUUUGAACACUACAGACAAUAUCCAAUUCAUUUUCAAGAGCAGACAAACCCAAUUACAAGCUUUAAACAGCGCAAAUGGGCCACUUAUUUUUAUUGGGGAGUGGGUUAAUGAGUGGAAUGUGACAAGCGGAUCUCAAAGGGAUUAUCAAGAUUUCGGGAGGGCUCAGUUAGAGGUCUAUAAUGAAGCCUCGUUUGGAUGGGCUUAUUGGACACUCAAAAAUGACAGAAAACACUGGGAUUUUGAAUGGAAUAUUCGGAACAAUUAUCUUCAACUGGGUGAUUCACCGGCUGUGAAAAUAUCAAAUGGUAGAACUUUACUUGGACUGGCAUGCAGUUGUUUCGUUCUGCACGCUAUAUUAUGAUAGAUCUUAUCAAAAUUGGCUCUCGUGUCAAAGAUUCAAACUAUCACUUAAAUGUUUUGAAAAUUGAAGGUGAUGCACAAAAUAAUGUUGUUGGAACAAAGAGUAUCCAUACAAAAUGUGAUUGAUGUUGUGGGAACAUUGAGGCUACAAGCAAUGUGUUACACUCAAUAAUACAAAAACGGAAUUUUUUUUUUUU